This is a messenger RNA of Coffea arabica (coffee), 1425 nucleotides long. The record is from RefSeq and is a predicted model, not a curated record. NCBI's taxonomy places the organism in Eukaryota, Viridiplantae, Streptophyta, Magnoliopsida, Gentianales, Rubiaceae.
AUGUGCUUUCCCAUUGAUGAAGGGGGUCUGGGUUUUCGGUCCUUUAAGGACAUGGCAAGGGCUUUUGCGGCUAAACUAUGGUGGCAUUUUAGGCUUGGAGAGUCCAUUUGGGCAAAGUUCAUGCAUGCCAAAUACAUCAAAGGAGUUCAUCCAUCGGAGGCAUCGGUAGAGCAGGCUACAGGUACUUGGAGGCGUCUUGUAGCCGUACGUCAAAUGGCUGAACAGAACAUUAGGUGGUGUUUAGGGGAAGGCCUUGUGGAUUUUUGGAAGGAUAGAUGGGUUUUUCAUGAGCCGUUAGAGAGUGUGGUGGAUCGCUCUGAGAAACCUCAUUUUAUUGUCUCGGAGUUUAUUGCUAGGGAUGGAUGGGAUGAAACGCGUCUUGCCCGGUGGGUUCCAGGGUUUGUCGUCCAGGCGAUCAAAGAAGUACCUCAUGAUUUAGCUCGGAAGGAUAUGAUGGUUUGGUUGCCUUCGCCAACGAGAUGCUUCACGGUUAAGUUGGCAUGGGAGGUGCUUCGGCAAAGGAAACAUCGAUCUCUUGUCGACUCCCUACUUUGGCCUUCGGUUUUGCCGGCAAAAAUGUCUUUUUUGGCUUGGAGACUGGUGCGUAAUUUCCUCCCUUUGGAUAUGACGUUGCGUUGUCGGGGUUUGGCUUUGCCUUCUCGGUGCGGGUGUUGCUACCUGGAGGAGGAGGCUCUUUUGCAUGUUUUUUUAACUGGACCGGUUGCUUCGGAAGUAUGGAGGAGAGUGUCUGGCCGUUUUGGUUUUCAGUUGCGUAAUUGCUCGAGUAUGGCCCAGGAACCAGGAGCGCUAUCAGGGCAUGCGAUGGGAGGUUGGCAAGAUACUUCGCGAGGUGGAUUAUUUUUUGGAAUAGCUCGGGAGGGCAGGUCUCUCCGCGGAGGAGGACCCCUUGUGCGAUUGCCUGGGAGAAACCGCCACUGGUUGCUUAAACUCAACUCAGACGCCAGCGUGAAUUGUGGUAGGGCCUCGGGUGGUGGUCUGUUGCGUGAUAGUCAGGGGAAAUUGAUUUUUGCUUUCUACAAAGAAUUUGGAGAACAGGAUGUGUUGGAGGCAGAAAGUAUGGCUUUGCUGUUUGGUUUGCAGUUGUGUGAUCAACGGGGGUUUUGUCCUUCAUUGGUAGAGGUGGAUUCCAAAACCUUGGUGCAGUUGGUUGGCUCUGGGGUAAUUGCUAAGUGGCCAUUAUGUAAUAUUUUGAGGAAAGUUAGAGACCUUCUGGAAGGAUUUUCGGCCUCUAUCUCACAUAUUUUCCGGGAGGCAAACUCAUCUGCGGAUAGGCUAGCAGCUAUUGGGGCUGGAGGCACCCGGAUGUAUGAUCAGUUUCAUCAACUACCGGCGAUAGUUCGGGCUUCGACAAUUCUUGACUCACGUGGAGUGCCGGGUGUUCGUUGGUUAAUUGAAGAGGUUUAG